UUUGUGCAUUAAUUAAUGGUUAAUUUUAUUUUCAAAGAAAACUGAAGCGAUUUGCCAAAAUUCAGAGAUUUUGGAAGAAAUAUUGAUAAUGGAGAUUCGCGAGAGACUUUGUCUUUGGGAUCAGAGAUUAGAUUUGCAAUUCUGAGGACUCGAAGCUACAAAACAAGCAUGGGAAGAAAUAGCUUCAAUUCUUGGUAGAUACACUUUCCAUUUGUAAAUAAAGCUUGUGCUGAAAAUUUACGGAAUACAAAAUUAAGAUUUAUUUUAUGCAAUAUUUAUUGUUUUUUUAUGCAAUAUUUAUUGUUUUUGACACAGAUCAGGAAUCGAAAGUGCUGCAGAAGAAGUGGAAAAAUCUUCGGGAUACAUUCCGUCGGAAGCAGCAGGAGAUGAAAGCGUACGUUCCCAGUGGAAGUGGAGCUGGAAAGAAGUCAGAUGACUGGAAAUUCUAUCAUCUUAUGGAAUUUUUUAUACCGACAUUGGAUUUCCGAAAAACACAUAGCAACCUAGGUGGAUUCUCAAGGAACGAAAAUUCAUGCCCGAGUCAUGAAACAUCCUUGAGAUUUAUGCCGAUCACGACUUCCACGGACACUCUACUUCUUUCGCAGUCGCAGCCUUUUAAGACGGCAGUAAUCCAAAGUAUGCAUACAUACCCAAACCAAAAAUUGUAAAGUCUAUUUUAUUAUCUCCGCCGACUUCGUACUCCUCGUCACCAAAGCCACAAACCAGUGCAUCAUCGUCAAUGUUUCAAAUUCUCCAUUGACAUGUAUAUCGGAGAGAGCUUCGUCAAGUAGCACUCCAUCUGGUCUAUCAAGUCCGGCUCUAUCUACUGUAUCAGAUACCAGAAAGAAACGUAGCCGAAGCAUAUCAAUAGAACGAGCAGCACAAGAUGCUAAACGAAUGCAUGAAGAAGACAAAUUUGAGAAUUUAUUGUCUCAAAUUAUUCAACCGCGUAGUGAAGAACAGACCUUCUGUUCUUUUUUACAAUCUAGAUUAGAAAAACUAGAAAAGAGAUAUUAUAUGCGCAUUACACAUACUAUAAUGCAGGAAGUAAUAAAGAUUGAAUUAGAACAAUCCGAAAAUUAAUAUAAUAAUAUUAUUAACUAAGACUUUAUGGCUAAUUUAUUAUAUAACUAUUAUAUAUUAUAUGAUUGAUAUAUUUAUAUGUAUUUAGAAACAACAAAUAUAAUAAAAACUG
Molecule: messenger RNA, 1195 nt
Organism: Formica exsecta
Lineage: Eukaryota; Metazoa; Arthropoda; Insecta; Hymenoptera; Formicidae
Exons: 3
Coding region: 267-668 (133 amino acids)
Source: RefSeq, a predicted model, not a curated record